AUGGCGUCGCAAUCUACGAGCAGUCAGAGACCGGUGGAGCCGUGCCGAUACAAGACAGGAAAAACGCUGGGAGCGGGCUCGUACUCGGUCGUGAAGGAGUGCGUGCACAUCGACACCGCUCGCUACUAUGCGGCCAAGGUGAUCAACAAGCGCCUGAUGGCCGGGCGCGAGCACAUGGUCCGCAACGAGAUAGCAGUGCUGAGACGGGUGUCCGUAGGCCACCAGAACAUCCUCACGCUGGUCGAUUACUUUGAAACUCAGAACAACCUGUAUCUGGUUACUGAUCUCGCCUUGGGUGGGGAGCUCUUUGACCGUAUCUGCCGAAAAGGCAGUUACUUCGAGUCCGAUGCCGCGGAUCUCGUUCGGGCGGUACUCUCUGCCGUGGCUUAUCUCCAUGACCAUGAUAUUGUACACCGUGACUUGAAGCCUGAGAACCUGCUGUUCCGCACCCCGGAGGACAAUGCGGAUCUUCUGAUUGCCGAUUUCGGUCUGUCAAGGAUUAUGGACGAGGAGCAGUUUCAUGUCCUUACCACGACAUGCGGAACUCCGGGGUACAUGGCGCCGGAGAUCUUUAAGAAGAGCGGGCACGGCAAGCCAGUUGAUAUCUGGGCGAUCGGCGUCAUCACUUACUUCCUUCUGUGCGGGUACACACCAUUCGACCGCGACUCGAACCUGGAAGAGAUGCAGGCGAUCCUGGCGGCGGACUAUUCAUUCACGCCGCUGGAGUACUGGCGCGGCGUAUCACAAGAGGCGCGCAACUUCAUCAACCGCUGCCUCGCCACCGACCCGCAAGUCCGCAUGACCGCGCACCAGGCCCUGCAACACCCAUGGGUCAACCCGCCGCACGACACGACGCAGACCCGCACCAACGAGGACCUGCUGCCCACCGUCAGGAAGAACUUCAACGCUCGCCGCGUCCUGCACCGCGCCAUCGACACCGUGCGCGCCAUCAACAAGCUGCGCGAGGGCGGCGGCUUCAUGAUGGACGGCGCUUUGAGCAUUGAUCCCAAGCCGGAGCGCGUCAAUGGCGACGAGGUCGUCGAGGAGGAACACCAUGCUCCUCCUGCCCCUGCGGAAGCCGCCGCACAGGAAAACAAUCCCCCUCCGGCUGCAGCUGCCCCUGCUCGUCCCAUACAGAUGGAUAGUCGUGGAAAUGCCCGCGGCCAGACCGAGGAGCAGAUCCGUGAGCAGGAGCGCAAAGUUAAGGAGAUGGUGACUGGGCUGUGGAGCCGCGGCCGUCAUGCGAAAUAA
Penicillium alfredii is the source of this 1251-nucleotide messenger RNA. RefSeq names its product serine/threonine-protein kinase. NCBI's taxonomy places the organism in Eukaryota, Fungi, Ascomycota, Eurotiomycetes, Eurotiales, Aspergillaceae. The transcript has 4 exons. Gene Ontology annotation, molecular function: ATP binding; calcium/calmodulin-dependent protein kinase activity; calmodulin binding. The coding region runs from base 1 to 1251 and encodes 416 amino acids. Gene Ontology annotation, biological process: cellular response to oxidative stress; protein phosphorylation. The record is from RefSeq and is a predicted model, not a curated record.